GGGAGAGGAGGAGGCGGCGGCGGCGGAGGGCGGCCGCUUGCGCCCCUCUUUCUGUUCCUCCUGAGGCAGGCCUGGCCGGGCCAGGCCGGGACUGAGUGAGCCCCCUUUCCCCGGCCGGCGGGCUGCUCUGCUUUCCUCCAGCCAAAACUCAAUAGGCCCCGAAGCGGAUACCGACCGACUGCGCUGGCGGCGGAAAGCUGCCCUCGCUUGCUGCUGCUGCCGCCCUCUCCUCCUACCAGACGGCUAUCGCAGGGCUUGCCUCGGCGUCCGAGAAGGGAGGAGGAAAAGGAGCAGAAGGUGGGAGACCCGCCGGGAGCGGGAGAAUGAACCAUCAGCAGCAGCAGGCGGGGAAAAUGUCUGCGUGUCCGCCGCCGGAAUCCGGGGAAGGGUUCAGCACGGGGCGCCAAAGGAAGCUGGAGUCGAUGAUCCGGGACCCCCGGUCUCCGGUCAAUGUGGAAAGUUUGUUGGAUAGUUUGAACUCCUUAGUUCUUGAUCUGGAUUAUCCAGCACUGAGGAAGAACAAGAACAUAGACAACUUCUUAAACAGAUAUGAGAAAGUUGUGGAAAAAAUUCGUGGUCUACAAAUGAAAGCAGAAGACUAUGAUGUCGUUAAAGUGAUUGGAAGAGGUGCAUUCGGUGAAGUACAGCUGGUUCGACAUAAAAUAACACAGAAGGCUUAUGCCAUGAAACUUCUUAGUAAAUUUGAAAUGCUCAAAAGGUCAGACUCAGCCUUUUUCUGGGAGGAGAGAGAUAUAAUGGCCUUUGCAAACAGUCCAUGGGUAGUUCAGCUUUUUAGUGCCUUUCAAGAUGACCGAUACCUAUACAUGGUAAUGGAAUACAUGCCAGGUGGAGAUCUUGUCAACCUCAUGAGCAAUUAUGAUGUGCCUGAGAAGUGGGCCAAAUUUUACACAGCUGAAGUUGUCCUUGCCCUUGACGCAAUUCAUUCCUUGGGCUUGAUACAUAGAGAUGUGAAACCUGACAACAUGCUUUUGGAUAAAUAUGGACACCUGAAGCUUGCAGAUUUUGGUACUUGUAUGAAAAUGGAUGAAACAGGGAUGGUGCGUUGUGAUACAGCUGUUGGAACACCAGAUUACAUAUCACCUGAAGUAUUAAAGUCACAAGGUGGCGAUGGUUAUUAUGGACGGGAAUGUGACUGGUGGUCUGUAGGAGUUUUUCUGUUUGAGAUGCUAGUUGGAGAUACUCCAUUUUAUGCUGAUUCAUUGGUGGGAACUUACAGUAAAAUAAUGGAUCACAAAAACUCAUUACAUUUCCCAGAAGAUGUGGAAAUCUCGAAGCAUGCAAAGGAUCUUAUUUGUGCCUUUUUAACAGACAGGGAGGUGCGUCUUGGCAGAAAUGGAGUCGAAGAAAUUAAAUCUCAUCCGUUCUUUAAGAAUGAUCAGUGGGAUUGGGGUAACAUUCGAGACACUGCUGCGCCGGUUGUACCUGAGCUGAGUAGUGAUAUAGAUAGCAGCAAUUUUGAUGACAUUGAAGAUGAUAAAGGAGAUGUCGAAACCUUUCCAGUCCCCAAAGCCUUUGUUGGAAACCAGUUGCCUUUCAUAGGAUUUACGUACUUUAGAGAGAAUCUGUUGCUAAGUGACUUUUCUGAGCUCUGUAGGGAAGUUGAACCCUGCAAGAACAAUGGGGCAAGGAAAAAUGAACCAAGGAAAAACGAGUUUGCACAAUUUCAGGAAAAAGUAAGCAAAUUAGAAGAUCAGCUUCGUAAUGAAGUACAAGCCAAAGAUGAGCUCGAGCAAAAAUGCAGAACCAUUAAUAAUCGCCUAGAGAAGAUAAUAAAGGAACUGGACGAGGAGGCAACCUCAAGAAAAAAUCUAGAAUCUGCCUACAGGCAGUUGGAAAGGGAGAAAGCUCUUCUCCAACAUAAGAAUGCAGAAUACCAAAGGAAAGCGGAACAUGAGGCAGAUAAAAAACGCAAUCUGGAAAAUGAUGUUAACAGUUUGAAGGAUCAGCUUGAAGAUUUGAAAAAAAGGAACCAGAACUCUCAAAUAUCAAAUGAAAAAAUCAUUCAGCUACAAAGACAGCUGGAUGAAGCUAAUGCUUUACUGCGCACAGAGUCUGAUACAGCAGCCAGGUUGAGAAAGAACCAGACGGAAAGUACAAAGCAGAUUCAGCAGCUGGAAGCUAAUAACAGAGACCUGCAAGAUAAAAACUGUGCGCUGGAGAAUACGAAGCUCAGGCUUGAGAAGGACUUCCUCAAUCUGCAGUCAGCUCUAGAAUCUGAAAGAAGAGAUCGGACUCAUGGGUCGGAGAUUAUCAGUGAUCUACAGGGCCGGAUAUCUAGUCUGGAAGAAGAAGUAAAGAAUGGGAAGACUGCAUUAGCUAAAAUGGAGACAGAGAAAAGACAAUUACAGGACAGGUUCACAGAUUUGGAAAAGGAGAAGAGCAAUAUGGAAAUAGAUAUGACUUACAAGCUCAAAGUCAUGCAGCAGAACCUGGAGCAAGAAGAAGUUGAACAUAAGGCAACAAAAGCCCGGCUAGCAGACAAAAAUAAAAUCUAUAAAUCCAUUGAGGAAGCCAAAUCUGAAGCCAUGAAAGAAAUGGAAAAGAAACUUUCAGAGGAGAGAGUUUCAAAGCAAAAAGUAGAAAACUGCUUGUUGGAAGUUGAAAAACGUUGUUCUAUGUUGGACUGUGAUCUAAAGCAAUCACAGCAGAAAAUAAAUGAGCUGCUUAAGCAGAAAGAUAAACUAAAUGAGGAUGUUGAAAACUUGACAUUGAAAAUAGAACAGGAAACACAAAAGCGCAGCCUCACACAAAACGACCUCAAGAUGCAAACACAGCAUGUUAAUGCAUUGAAAAUGACAGAGAAGCAACUAAAACAGGAGAAUAACCAUCUUAUUGAAAUCAAGCUAAGUUUGGAAAAGCAAAACAAUGAACUCCGCAAGGAACGACAAGAUGCUGAUGGACAGAUGAAAGAACUUCAAGAUCAACUUGAAGCAGAGCAGUAUUUUUCAACGCUGUAUAAAACACAAGUUCGGGAACUUAAAGAAGAAUGUGAAGAAAAAACCAAACUUUGUAAAGAAAUGCAACAAAAGAUACAAGAGUUGCAAGAUGAGAGGGAUUCCUUGGCAGCACAACUUGAAAUUACAUUAACCAAAGCAGAUUCUGAACAAUUGGCUCGUUCUAUCGCUGAGGAACAAUACUCAGAUUUGGAAAAAGAGAAGAUCAUGAAAGAGUUGGAAAUUAAAGAAAUGAUGGCUAGGCACAAGCAGGAACUUUCUGAAAAAGAUGCCACAAUAGGAUCGCUGGAAGAAGCAAAUAGGACACUAACUAGUGAUGUAGCUAAUCUUGCAAAUGAAAAAGAAGAGCUGAAUAAUAAACUUAAAGAAGUUCAAGAAAGAAUUGUCCAUCUUAAUGAGGAAGAAGCUGAUAUGGAUCAACUUAAGACUCAGUAUGAGAAGCAGUUGGCUUAUGAAAGAACUAUGAAGACACAGGCUGUGAACAAACUGGCUGAAGUAAUGAACCGCAAGAAUCCGAUCCAAAGAGGGGCUGACACUGAUGUGAGAAGGAAAGAAAAGGAGAACAGGAAAUUGCACAUGGAAUUGAAAUCUGAACGUGAAAAAUUAACUUCAAUGAUGCUCAAGUAUCAGAGGGAAAUCAACGAGAUGCAAGCUCAAAUAGCAGAUGAGAGCCAGAUACGAAUCGAACUGCAGAUGGCUCUCGACAGCAAAGACAGUGACAUCGAGCAGCUUCGCUCACAGCUCCAAUCAAUACAUAUCGGUCUAGACAGCAGCAGUAUAUGCGGUGGUCCUGGGGAAGCAGAUGCGGAUGAUGGCUUCCCUGUUCGUAUCACUCAGUCCCACACUUCGGAGUCUAUGUCUUUUACCUACCAACGCUCUUCUACCUCUGUCAGUAUUGCUACUAAGCCUUCCAGUUCUCAUGUGUUUGCCAACUCUGAUUCUGACUCAGAGGAAGAACCAUUGACUUCUGAACAGGUCCCUUCAGAACCUGACAGUCCAGAGUCAAGACUAGAGGGUUGGCUAUCUUUGCCUGCCCGAAACAACACAAAGAAAUUUGGAUGGGUUAAAAAGUAUGUCGUAGUAAGCAGCAAGAAGAUACUGUUCUACCACAAUGAGCAAGAUAAAGAACUAUCAAAUCCUUACAUGGUGUUAGACAUUGACAAACUGUUCCAUGUUCGGCCUGUCACACAGACUGAUGUAUACAGGGCAGAUUCUAAAGAUAUUCCCAGGAUUUUCCAGAUCCUAUAUGAUAAUGAAGGAGAAAGCAAGAAGGAACAGGAAUUUCCUGCAGAAUCAUCGGGGGAGAAAUCGAAUUAUAUUUGCCACAAGGGACAUGAAUUCAUACCUACACUAUAUCACUUCCCAACCAAUUGUGAGGCUUGCAUGAAGCCCUUGUGGCACAUGUUCAAACCCCCUCCUGCAUUGGAAUGCCGCCGCUGCCACAUCAAAUGUCAUAAAGAUCAUAUGGAUAGAAAAGAAGAGAUCAUAGCACCUUGCAAAGUAAAUUACGAUAUUUCAACUGCAAAGAAUCUACUACUGUUAGCAACUUCUACAGAGGAUCAGCAGAAAUGGGUGAGCCGUUUGGGGAAAAAAAUUCCCAAAAAGCCUCCAGCACCAGACCCUUUUGCACGGUCUUCACCAAGAACUUCCAUGAAGGUACAGCCAAACCAGUCUAUCAGACGGCCAAGCAAACAGCUUCCUCCAAAUAAAAAGGAAGGCUUUCCUCCAAGAUUGAUUGAUAUGGCAUGUAGAGACUGGGAUUGGUCAUUUGAUGAUAUUGAUUUUGAUAUUGAUUUUCAUAUUGAUGAUGCUGAGAACGAUAAUUAUCUUGAUGAUAGCGAUGAUGAUAACGAUGUGUUUGUUCUGAAGAGCUAACUGCCUUCUGUGAAUGCAGUCACUGUUGAAGGUGAUUUUCUUCUCAUUGAAAUAAGACUGAAACAUCGUAUCCCAAAAUUUAUGAAAAAUAUAUAUAUAUGUUCCUGAAAGACAGUUAUAUAUAAAUAUAUAUAUCAGAAGUUUA
Elgaria multicarinata webbii is the source of this 4995-nucleotide messenger RNA. It is a transcript of the gene ROCK2, whose product is annotated as Rho associated coiled-coil containing protein kinase 2. Gene Ontology annotation, cellular component: cytoskeleton; centrosome; cytoplasm. Lineage: Eukaryota; Metazoa; Chordata; Lepidosauria; Squamata; Anguidae. The transcript is spliced from 34 exons. The record is from RefSeq and is a predicted model, not a curated record. Gene Ontology annotation, molecular function: small GTPase binding; ATP binding; Rho-dependent protein serine/threonine kinase activity. Gene Ontology annotation, biological process: embryonic morphogenesis; regulation of actin cytoskeleton organization; mitotic cytokinesis. Bases 324 to 4850 code for a protein of 1508 amino acids.